Messenger RNA from Penicillium macrosclerotiorum, 795 nucleotides. RefSeq lists its product as uncharacterized. Lineage: Eukaryota; Fungi; Ascomycota; Eurotiomycetes; Eurotiales; Aspergillaceae. The coding region runs from base 1 to 795 and encodes 264 amino acids. The transcript is spliced from 2 exons. The record is from RefSeq and is a predicted model, not a curated record.
AUGUCAGAUCGCUCGAGUCGCCCAAACAAACAACAGCGCCAAGAUCUGGCAGAAGAGACGCACUUUCUCACCUCAAACAUUCUGGAAAUCACAAAUGCAUCCACCGAGGCUGUGUUAUUUACCCAGCUGCUGCCCUUUCUUGAAGAAAGGAAGGAAGCGGGAAAAGCACCUGUUUACGUGAGAAACCAAGAUAGCUUCACCGCGGCGGAAAUGAUCCACGCCUCCAACCCGGCCGCUAAGAUCGGCGUCUUGAAUAUGGCCAGUGAGAAAAAUCCAGGUGGCGGCUGGCUUCGCGGCGCAUUAGCUCAAGAAGAAGCCUUAUGUCUUCGAAGCACCCUAGCAGCAACCUUGCACGAACGGUUCUACCCUCUCCCCGUAUACGGUGCCAUCUGGUCUUCGGAUGUUGCCGUCUUUAGAGGCGAAGUCGAUUCAUGGUGCCGAGUAUAUCAACCAGACGAAAUCUUCACGGUUGGCGUGAUUAGUCUAGCGGCGCUACGGCGCCCUGUGCUGACAGCAGAUAAAACAAAAUUCGCUCGCCCGCAAGAUAUUGAUAAGCUCAAGAACAAGAUGAGGCAGGUUUUCCGUGUUCUAGCCUUACAGGGCGUUACUCACUGUAUCCUCGGGGCAAUGGGUUGCGGCGCAUUCCAGAAUCCGCCCGCCGAAGUGGCCCGAAUCUACAAGGAAGUGCUAGAUGAGGCAGAAUGGAAUGGGGUGUUUGAGGAAAUCGUGUUUGCUGUCUUGGAUACUCGCAAUGAAGGGAACUAUGCCUUAUUUAGAGAUACCUUGAGUUCUUGA